GGAAGCGGAAGUGACGUAAGAUCUAUGUCAGUCGAAGAUUGAACCGUUUAAAUCUGACAACAGAGGAAAUCCGCGCUCUGAAGUGACAAUGAGCAGAUUAGUGGAGGAUACCUACGAGAAACUGGACUCGGAGUUUGAUCAUCACCUCAUCGAUGUGAAACCGUAUGUACUGAACCUGACUCACAAAUCAGAUCGGCAGCGGUGUGCUUUGUGGAUCAAGAAGCUGUGCGACCCCUUGCUGAUUGGUUCUGGAACGACGGGACGGAAGAAUCGAAACAUGUACGCCAAACUGCUUCUGCGCAUGCUGAGAAGAGGACUUCUGGAGGGACCGUUCACUCACAAACCGGAGCCUGGUGCUCUUAAGUCGCUGCCGACGUACAUGUCUAUCUACUUUGAUGAACCUCUUCGUGGGGAAUCUGAGGAGCAGAGUGCGACAGACCUGCCCUCCUGGGUGUCCGGUGAGCUGGGCCUCACUGAUAGUCCCCAGAUCUUCCAGGCUAAGAAGAGGCCUCUCCCUGCCACAUCAUCCCCACGCCUGCACAGGAGAAGACACACGUACGGAGACAAGCUGACAUCCCGGACACAGACCACAGCGACUCCGAUGCACACCAGCAACGAGGAAGAACGCAGAAGUCACGGACAACGAAAUCCGGGGGUGUCGUCUGACGACAGUGACCUUGAAGCACGCCUGAACAGCUGGAAUCUCGGGAUUGAAAAUCCAAGGUAUUUGCGUGAGACCCCAAUACCCCUUUCGCCAAUUUACCUGAAGUCCAGCCUAGGGAAAAAUGGCACCUUUUGUGAUGACACACCCCGGGCUCUCACACAUGAGAGAGAGGCUGACAUGAAGACCAAGAUGCUGGAGGUCUAUCAUGAGGAAGAGAAGCUGAAAAUGCAGCAAAGGCACGACUCGGACGUGCAGAAGAUUUUGGACCGGAAGAAUGGUGAGAUUGAAGAGCUGAAGACCAUGUACAGGAGUAAGCUGAAGGACUCUGAGGAGACAAUUCACAAGUUAGAGAAAAAAGUCCAGAGCCUGGUGCAGGAGUCGCAGGUCAUCCGACAGAGCAAAGAGAAGCAAAUCGCCGAGCUGAAGAAGAUGUCUGAUCAGAGUGUGGAAUCCCUAAGGAACGAAUUAGAGAAAAAGUUGCAUGCGUCAGUGGCCGAGUUAGAGCAGGAGAAGAUCGAGCUGCAAAAGAAGCACACACAGAGCAUCCAGGAGCUUCUGGAAGAUACCAACCAGCGCCUGGCCAAGAUGGAGUCCGAGUACAGUGUGCAGAUGCAGGCCACCGAAAAGGUGGCGAAGGAGCUGGAGGCGCGAGUGAAGCAGCUCUCCGUGGAGGUGGAGCACAGCAACAGUCUACGCCAGAGAGUAGCCCAGGAGAAGGUUGAGCUGGAGAUGCAGAUCGCCGCCAUCAGGUCCGAGUUACAAGAGGCCAAGCGGAGGUGUGCGGCCGUGGUCCGUGAGAUGGAGGAGCUCAGUAAGCGGCACGUGCAAUCGCUGCAGGAGGUGCAGGCCCAGCACGACUCGGCCAUGCGCCAUUGCCAGCAGGAGAAGCUGCUCUCCUCCACCAAGGCAUCCAAAAGCAUGGAGGAGCUGGAGCGGUGUGUCAUUCAGCUGCGGGACAGCGAGCAGGCGCGGCAGAAGCAGCUCCGGGACCAAGAGAACGCAUUUCUGCAGGAGAAGUCGGACUUUCAACAGGCCAGUGAGAAAAAAGUACAGUCACUGAAGUGCGAGAUGGAGAGAGAGGAUGUGGAGGCCCGGAAGAAGAUCUCCAUGCUAGAGGACGCCCUGAGGGAGAAAGAUGAGCAGCUGUUGCAGGUGUGGGAGAGGCAGAAGCAGCAGGCCCUGCAGGCAGAGGAAGCCCUGGAGCAGCUGAAGAGGCAGGCGGAGCUGAGCUCGGAAAAGGCCUAUGUGGACAUGAAGCAGCAGAUGGAGGAGGUUGAGGCUGACCUGAGCCGGUGCAGAGCGCUCCGGGAGAAGCAGGCCAGGGAGUUCGUCUGUCAGCAGGAGGAGCUCAAGCAGAGAUACGACUCGCAGAUCGCAGAGCUGAAGCUGCAACGUGAACAGGAGAGGACGCACCUCUUCCAGCAGCACAACGCCGAGAAGGACAGCCUGGUCCAGGACCACCAGCGGGAGAUCGCCAACCUACAGGAGCGGUCCAAGGCAGCCAUCCUCCAGCAUGAGACGCAGACCCAGGAGUUAAGGAAGCGGGACAGCGAGAAUCUGAUGGCUCUGGAGACUCAGGUGCAGGCCCUGCGUGAGGAGCUGCGGCAGGCUCAUGCACAGAGGAAGCAGCACCUGCUGGAGCUGGGCCUGCAGAGAGAGGAGGAGCGGCAGAGAGCCACCCGCGACAUAGAGGCUGUGCUGAGCCGCCUGCGUGCCGAGGCCGACCGUGCCCGCCUCGACCUGGAGAGAACCCACGCCGCCGAGAAGGAGCUGUCUGCGGAGAAGAACAACAGCAGGCUGAAGCAGAUGGAGAAGGAGUUCAGCCUGAAGCUGUCUAAAUCAGCCCAGGUGAUCACAGACCUACAGACCAGUGUGCAUGCAGCUCGGGAGGAGACUCGACAGCUUCUCCAGGAGGCAGAGCAGCAGCGCCAGGAGGCGGAGUCACGCUGGGAGGCAGAGAGGCAGAUGCUCACCCGCAAUGCAGACAUCAACUGCAAGGUUCUUCAGGAGAAGGUGGAGAACUUGCAGAGGCAGGUUCACGCUGCCGAGAAGCAGUUAAUAAGCAAGGAGCUGGAGAGUCAGCUACAGGUCACUCAGGUUCGGCAGGAUUGUGAGCUCAAGAUUAAGGGGCUGAUGCCAGCGUCGCUGCGACGGGAGCUGGAGGACACCAUCGCCUCACUGCGCUCGCAGGUGGGAUUCCUACAGAAGAGAGCGGCACUGCAGCAGCAGGAGCUGGAAGCGUACCGCAGCAGGAGGUGAGAGCAGGUGACCCAGGCACAUCAGCACCUUCAGAUUGUUUGGACAUGGAGGAACGAAUCCUCCAGAGAUACAGGGAGGGUCAGUCAUGGAGAUCUGGCCCAGGGUAACCCUCGCUGUUCCUGCUGAUGACAUCAUCAUUAUUCUCCAUAUUUAGUCUCCAUAUUUAGUCACGGUGUAAUUUAUGUUUAAAACGUAAUUAAUUUUACUUUACUGUAAUCGUCUUCCACUACUUUGUAUUUGUUGUAUUGUUGUCAUUUGAUACUGAUAUGACCUAUGACCUUUUAUUAAAAAAAUUGUAUAAAAAGUUUCCAUGAAUGCAUUUUUGGCAUUUUAUUAAACUAUUGUAAUAUA
Brienomyrus brachyistius is the source of this 3274-nucleotide messenger RNA. RefSeq names its product centrosomal protein 112 (gene cep112). The transcript is spliced from 27 exons. The record is from RefSeq and is a predicted model, not a curated record. NCBI's taxonomy places the organism in Eukaryota, Metazoa, Chordata, Actinopteri, Osteoglossiformes, Mormyridae. The coding region runs from base 89 to 2923 and encodes 944 amino acids.